This is a messenger RNA of Strongyloides ratti, 2256 nucleotides long. RefSeq names its product ABC transporter-like domain and AAA+ ATPase domain and P-loop containing nucleoside triphosphate hydrolase domain-containing protein. The record is from RefSeq and is a predicted model, not a curated record. Gene Ontology annotation, cellular component: membrane; intracellular membrane-bounded organelle. The coding region runs from base 1 to 2256 and encodes 751 amino acids. The transcript has a single exon. Lineage: Eukaryota; Metazoa; Nematoda; Chromadorea; Rhabditida; Strongyloididae. Gene Ontology annotation, biological process: transmembrane transport; lipid transport. Gene Ontology annotation, molecular function: ATP binding; ATP hydrolysis activity; lipid carrier activity.
AUGAUAAAUUUUAAUUAUCAAUAUCUUCGACCAUUUGUCUUACCAUAUUAUAUUGAAAAAAAUAUUCAAGAUAUAAGUGGUAAUAAUGAUAAAUAUAUUAGUAAAUCUAUUGAAGAUAUAGAAGAUGAUUUAAGAACAAAAUAUUAUAAAAGAAAAAUUACAAUUAAACAUAUUGAUGAUUCAAAAAAUUUAACUGAAAAAUAUUUAGAUUUUUUUAUGUCAAAAGAACAAUUAGGAUUUGGGUAUGAAUUUUCUAAUCCAUUAAAUACAUAUGAUGUUACAAUAAGAUAUAAUAAUAUAGCUAUACAUUCAACAAUGAUAGGAGUAGUUGAGUAUUUUGAAACAUUUCAUGAUCUUCAUAUAACAUCAAAUCUUAAAAUAUUAAGUCCACGUAAUAUUAAAGGAAGUUUUUUGGCAAAUCAAAGUUACAGUUCAUCAUCAGAAGUAAUGCCAUGGUUGUUAGAUAUUGAUCAAGAUAGUACUUUAGCAUUUAUUGUUCUUGUUUUAUUUGGUGUUCUUCAUACCUCUCACUCAAUGAUAUUUUUAGUUGAAGAAAGAAUCUCUCAAUUUAGACAUCAACAAUUAUCAGCAAAUAUUCCUAAAGUAACAAUUUAUUUUGGAAGUUUUUUAUUUAACUUGAUUACAUUUUUAAUUGGUUUAACUUUUAUAAUGACUGGAUUGAUGUUAACUUUUCCAUCAUUUUUACAUCUUAAAAAUAUUAUAUGUUUUAGUAUUAUUUUAAUAACAUAUUUUAUGGCAAAUAUACCUUUUGUAUGGAUGAUGUCAAAAUUAUUUGAAAAACCAUUAAAAGGUUACAUAUUUAUGAUAUUUUUUCAACUUUUAUUUCCAAUGCUUUUUUUUGUAAUGUCAUUUAUAAUUAUUAUGUUUUUUCAUAGAUUUCUUCCAUUACAAGGAGUACAAAUUAUCGGAAUACUAUCACCAUCAGGAUGUUUAAUUUUUCAUUUAACAGGAAUUGCUGGAUAUAUGUCAUUUAACAAUAUUGUUGAUUAUUCUUUUACAUUUGGUUCACUUUUACAAAUACAAUUACUUAGAGGACUUUUUACUUACAUAAUUUUUUGGUUUUUUGAAGAUGACUAUAUUCAAUAUAUAUAUCAUAGAAAAAUUAAAAGAUUAUUUUGGGGUAUAAUAAAUUUAUUUAGUAAAAAAGAAUCUAAUAAUAUUAAUCCUAAUCGUAAUAUGACAAUGAAUAUGGCAAGUGAAAUUAUUUUUGAAAAUAUAGGAAAAAAACACAAAAAAAAUUAUGUAAUAAAAAAUAUUAAUUUUGAAGUUUCUAAGAAUGAAUGUUUUUGUUUAAUUGGAAGUAAUGGUGUUGGAAAAACAUUAAUUUUUGAUAUUUUAACAAAAAAAACUUAUGCUACACAAGGACAAUAUUAUAUUAAUGGGGUUCGAUUUAAUAGAAAUCAAAUAAAAAUUGGAUAUUGUCAACAGAUAGAUUCUUUUAUGCCCCAAUUUACUAUUGAUGAGAUUAUGAUUUUUUUUGCAAAAUUACAUGGUUAUGUUCAGUUUGAUGAAAUUGUUAAUGAAAUUAUUGAAUGUUUUGGUUUAGAAAAACAUAGAUUUAAAAGUUUUAAAAGAUUAAGUGGUGGACAAAAAAAAAGAGUAUCUUUUUCUGUAGCUGUUCUUUCUGGAGAAGAUGUUUUAUUGUUAGAUGAACCAACAUCUGCUGUUGAUCCAAAAUCAAGAAGAUUUAUGUGGGAAUUUAUAAAAGCAGUUAGAGAUUUAAAUAGAACUGUUAUUAUUAGUACAAAUAAUGUUGGUGAGUGUGAAUAUUUAAGUACAAAAAUAGGAUAUUUUCAAAAAAAUAAAACAUUAGAAGUUGGUGAUGUAGAUUAUUUAAGGAAUACACUUACAAAUGGAUUUAUUGUAACUGUAACUAUAGAAAAUCCAUCACAAAUUACAUGGAUAGAAAUUGAAAAAAAUAUAAUUCAAAAUUUUGCAUCAUCAAAUAUUAAUUUUCGUACAUUUAGAAGAACUAAUCAAUGGAAUAUUUUUCCUAAUAAUACUAAAAUGACAUGGCUUGAAGUAAAUAAUGAAAUUGAGAAAAUUUUGGACAAAUUUAAAAAAAAUGAAUCAGAAGAAAUUUUUUCUAUUAAUGAGGUAAAUGAAGAAAAUUAUGAAAAACCUAUUGUGAUAUCAUAUGAUUUAUCUAAUUGUACUUUUGAUAAAGUACUUUAUGAAUAUAUAGUUAAUAAAGAUGCAUCUAGUUUAGAAGAUCGUUCACGAACAUCUCUCUAA